Messenger RNA from Pisolithus orientalis, 1851 nucleotides. Its product is annotated as armadillo-type protein. The transcript has 7 exons. The record is from RefSeq and is a predicted model, not a curated record. Gene Ontology annotation, biological process: actin cytoskeleton organization. Gene Ontology annotation, molecular function: actin binding; small GTPase binding. NCBI's taxonomy places the organism in Eukaryota, Fungi, Basidiomycota, Agaricomycetes, Boletales, Pisolithaceae. Bases 1 to 1851 code for a protein of 616 amino acids.
AUGUUCAAAGGAAUUUUACCUUCAAAGAGGAUUUCUUCCUCCGAGUUCACCAUGGUUACCAGUCUCGGCGAUAUCUCCAAUGGCAAGGAGAACCUCCCCGUGGAGCCUAGCAAUGCGACUCAGGCUUCAAAACCCCCCAAGACCUCACAGAGCAAAGCUAAAUAUGAGAAGUCCAAGUCGAAUAAGACAUCUUCUCAAGAUGCCAUCGCUGGGCCUCAAGCAAUGCACCAGGCCUUCGACAGACUGCUAGAUGAACUGCAGAUUCCUCCCACUCUGCGUCCCAAGUUAACUAAUAUGGAUACGACCGUCAAGGCGGCCAUGCUUAAAUCAUCUCGCGUGCUAACGACCAACCCUCCCGCGGGUGCUACACUUGUGGGACAACCGUCCACCCCGCGUACUAUGCGAAAAGCUCGGAGUAUAGAGUCCAUUGCCUCACCAUCUGCUCACACUCCUGUGUCUGGACCUGGCCACGAAAGCCAACCACGACGUGGAGGGCUGUGGAAAAAUGCUCUUGCCGGAAAAAGUACGACCGACUUACAUGCCUCGGACGUCACGGAUAAGACCCACGGUAGGGGCAGGUCAUUUGACACGUCCAGGACCCUCUCUCAGUCUGAAACCCCCGCGGUGGUUCCUGGUGAUCUCAUGACAAACAAGUCGAGAGAUAAAGCGUUCGGCAAAACCAUCACCCCGGUGAAAUUCUGCAGCAUCCUAUUCUCGACCUCCAGCACAGCGCUUGAGGUUGAAAUGGUAAAGAAGCUUAGGCUGAUGCUGCGUAAUGAAUCAGCUGCCUGGACAGAGGAUUUUCUACGGGCAGGCGGUUACAGUGGUCUGCUUACAAGGCUUAACGAGAUACUUGAGGUAGAAUGGCGUGAGGAGCAACAUGACGAUCAAAUGUUGCAUGAACUUCUGCGGUGCUUCAAAGCCUUGUCAACAUCAUCAAUAGGUUGUUUCGCGCUCCGCAGUUCGUGUCCAACCCCUUAUGUGCAAUUGGUAUCCUUGUUGUAUUCCGAUAAGAAACCCGGUGACAUCGCUACUCGGCAACUAAUCGUGGAGCUGCUUCUGAUCCUGUUUGAUAUCUACCCGUCGUCCUCUCUCCCAUCAUCAGGAGGUCGGCCCCGGCCGGAAGUAUGGGAUUCCGGCACACCCAGUAACGUGAUUACUCUUCCUGUCCCUCACAAGAAUCUCUUUUCCCUCAUCCGUGCACUGUUACUUACCCCGGCACCUCCCCCUACUGAAUCCCCUGCUGUACCGGUCUCCCCACAUGCCUUUAUCGAGAAGCUUUCUGACGUAUGCAGGGACUAUUUCUGGGUCUUCUGCCAUCCCAACAAUACGGUCUGGAAUCUCGCUGAGGUAAACGAAGGUAAGGUCGAGAAGCCCAAGGCCCCUGGUGGCAUGACGGGAGGCGUGGAGUUUGAAGCUAUGGGUUACUUCACCAUGCACUUGAAGCUGAUUAAUGCAAUCGCUAAGAUCGUCCAUGAACUGAAUAUGGAGAAGGACGACGCAAUGUCUGCUCAUCGAUUCCAUUCCGAUCUCUUCGCUUCUGGUUUGGAACGGAUUCUCCUGAUUUCGCGCAAGGCGUCGACGACGUAUUAUCCAACUCUUCACCUUGAGCUUGCCCGGUACAUCCGUUGGGCGUGCUUGGCAAGAUAUGAGCUUCCUUGGACGAUUUCAAGGCUGAUCGGUCCUCCUCCCGUUGGUCUAAGUAAGGUUAAUGCCAGACCUCCCAAGGCGAAUCGGGACGGGCAGAGCCCGCACAGCUCCCCCACUAAACGCGGUGCACCCACUCAGGUUUCUCCUGGUUUUGUUGGACUGCCUUGCCCGAAGAAGGUCGACCCGAUCAAGUUCGACUGA